Gavialis gangeticus (Gharial) is the source of this 4850-nucleotide messenger RNA. RefSeq names its product glutamyl-prolyl-tRNA synthetase (gene EPRS1). The transcript is spliced from 33 exons. The record is from RefSeq and is a predicted model, not a curated record. The coding region runs from base 64 to 4614 and encodes 1516 amino acids. Gene Ontology annotation, cellular component: aminoacyl-tRNA synthetase multienzyme complex; cytoplasm. Gene Ontology annotation, biological process: glutamyl-tRNA aminoacylation; prolyl-tRNA aminoacylation; translation. Gene Ontology annotation, molecular function: glutamate-tRNA ligase activity; ATP binding; proline-tRNA ligase activity. Lineage: Eukaryota; Metazoa; Chordata; Crocodylia; Gavialidae.
GCACCGCCCCUCUGCCUUCAUCGCCACCACGCAGCCUGCCUGAAGCCUGGUGGCGGCGUGGGGAUGGCGCUGAGUCUCACGGUGAACGCGGGGAACCCCCCGCUUGGAGCCUUGCUGACUGUAGAACACAUGAAGAACGAUGUUGAAAUUUUAGUUGAAGAAGGCAAAGAGACCGUCCUCCGUAUAUCUGAUCAUGUUACAUUCACUGAUGCAAAUUCUAUAGCCCGCUAUCUUGCUAGGGUUGCCACUUCUGCUGGGCUAUAUGGUUCAAAUAUUUUGGAGCACACAGAGAUUGACCAUUGGCUGGAAUUCAGUGCUACAAAGUUAUCUGCUCCAUCCGAGUUUCCUUCAGCAAUCCAUGAACUCAAUCACUGCUUGUCUCUGAGAACCUAUUUGGUUGGGAAUUCCGUGAGUCUGGCAGACUUGUGUGUCUGGGCUGUACUAAAAGGCAGUAAUAUAUGGCAGGAAGAGUUGCAACAAAACAAGGCUCCAGUCCAUGUGAAACGCUGGUAUGGCUUUCUUGAAGCACAGUGUGCCUUUCAGUCAGUGGGUACCAAGUGGGCUGCUGCUACGCCAAAGACUAACGUGGUAACAGAGAAGAAACAGGAUGUUGGGAAAUUUGUUGAACUCCCUGGUGCAGAGGUGGGGAAGGUCAUUGUACGAUUUCCUCCUGAGGCCAGUGGGUACUUACAUAUUGGUCACGCAAAAGCUGCUCUGCUAAAUCAACACUAUCAGGUUAACUUUAAAGGAAAGCUCAUCAUGAGGUUUGAUGACACAAAUCCUGAAAAAGAAAAAGAAGACUUUGAAAAGGUUAUUCUGGAAGACGUUGCGAUGCUUCACAUCAAACCAGAUCAAUUUACAUAUACCUCAGAUCAUUUUGAAACAAUAAUGAAAUACGCAGAGAAGCUCAUUCAAGAAGGGAAAGCUUAUGUGGAUAACACUCCUGCAGAACAAAUGAGAAUGGAGCGUGAACAGAGAAAAGAAUCCAAACACAGAAAUAACUCUGUAGAAAAGAAUCUGGAAAUGUGGGAAGAAAUGAAAAAGGGAACAGAAUAUGGACAAACCUGUUGUCUACGAGCAAAAAUAGACAUGAGUUGUAACAAUGGAUGUAUGAGAGAUCCAACUCUUUAUCGUUGCAAAAACCAGCCACAUCCACGCACUGGAAAUACCUACAAGGUUUACCCUACGUAUGACUUCGCCUGCCCCAUUGUUGACAGUAUUGAAGGUGUUACACAUGCAUUGAGAACGACAGAGUACCAUGACAGAGAUGAACAGUUCUACUGGAUCAUUGAAGCCUUGGGUAUAAGGAAGCCAUACAUCUGGGAAUACAGCCGUCUGAACCUCAACAACACUGUGCUAUCUAAAAGAAAACUCACGUGGUUUGUCAAUGAAGGGCUGGUGGAUGGAUGGGAUGAUCCAAGAUUUCCCACUGUCCGUGGUGUGCUGAGAAGAGGUAUGACAGUUGAAGGAUUAAAACAGUUUAUUGCAGCACAAGGCUCCUCUCGAUCUGUCGUGAACAUGGAAUGGGACAAAAUUUGGGCAUUUAACAAAAAGGUUAUAGACCCAGUAGCACCUCGGUACACUGCUUUACUGAAAGAUGAAAUGGUCACUGUGAACAUUCCCGAAGCUGUGGAGGAGAUGAAAGAAGUGGCCAAACACCCAAAGAAUCCUGAUGUUGGGUUGAAGCCAGUGUGGUACGGCUCUAGAGUGCUGAUUGAGGGUGCAGAUGCAGAUACGCUGACAGAGGGAGAAAUGGUUACGUUCAUAAAUUGGGGCAACAUUAUUAUCACUAAGAUACACAGAAACCCAAACAGGAAAAUUGUAUCGAUUGAUGCCAAGCUGAACUUAGAGAACAAGGAUUACAAAAAAACUGCUAAGAUCACUUGGCUAACAGACACGCCAUCUGCACCUCUUAUCCCAUCUGUCUGUGUUAACUAUGAACAUCUCAUCACCAAACCAGUGCUGGGCAAAGAUGAAGAUUUCAAGCAGCAUGUCAACAGAAAUAGCAAGCAAGAAGAACUGAUGUUAGGUGAUCCCUGUCUUAAGGAAUUGAAAAAAGGGGACAUUAUACAGCUUCAGAGAAGAGGAUUCUUUAUUUGUGAUCAACCCUAUGAGCCAAUUAGCCCAUAUAGCUGUAAAGAGGCUCCGUGCAUUUUGAUUUAUAUCCCUGAUGGACACACAAAGGAAAUGCCAACAUCUGGCUCAAAGGAGAAAACCAAGGCAGAAACUGCAAAGAAAGAGGCUAGUUCUGCUUCCAAGGAAAAGCCUACUCCUCCACUUGUUGCUAAUACCUCUACUGCACCUGAGGACCCUGUGGUACUUUACAAUAGAGUGUCUGCUCAGGGUGAUGUGGUUCGUGACUUGAAAGCUAAGAAGGCAUCAAAGGAAGAUAUUGAUGCUGCUGUGAAACAGCUAUUGGCCUUGAAAGCAGAAUACAAGGAAAAGACUGGCCAGGAAUACAAACCUGGAAACCCACCUGCAACAGUGAUCCCUAGUAAAUCUUCACCUGUUUCUACUUCAUCUCCAUGCGCAACAGACAGCAAAUCUCUAUACAGUAAAGUAGCUGAACAAGGUGAAGUGGUCCGCAGACUUAAAUCUGAGAAAGCUUCAAAGGAUAAAGUGGACGAAGCUGUCAGAGUCCUCCUGUCUCUAAAAGCAGAAUAUAAAGAAAAGACUGGACAAGAUUACAAGCCAGGCCAUCCACCAGCAGCUCAGACAUCUGCUUCACCCCAGGCAACAAGCACAGAAACCAGUGGUUCAGACACACCAGAAGCCAAAGCCCUGUAUGACAAGGUAGCUCUUCAAGGAGAAGUCAUUCAAAAACUAAAAGCAGAGAAAGCAGAAAAGGACAAAAUAGAUGCAGCAGUGCAGGAACUCCUUCAGCUGAAGGCCCAGUACAAGUCUUUUGCUGGAGUAGACUAUAAACCUGCCUCAACAACUGGCAUUGAAGAUAAAGAUAAGAAAAAGAAAGAGAAGGAAAAUAAGUCUGAAAAGCAGAAUAAACAACAAAAACAAAAUGAAACCCCGAAGAAAGAAUCUCCAAAAGAACAGAGUGCCAAUGACCUCUCUUCAAAUGGAGCAGGAGAAGGUCAAGGCCCUAAGAAACAGACGAGGCUGGGGCUUGAAGCUAAAAAAGAAGAAAAUCUUGCUGAUUGGUUCUCUCAGGUGAUCACGAAAUCGGAGAUGAUUGAAUACUACGACGUGAGUGGCUGUUAUGUUCUUCGUCCGUGGGCUUAUGCGAUCUGGGAAGCCGUCAGAGAUUUCUUCGACACCGAGAUAAAAAAACUUGGUGUGGAAAACUGCUAUUUCCCUAUGUUUGUGUCUCAGGCUGCACUAGAGAAAGAAAAAACUCAUAUUGCUGACUUUGCCCCUGAGGUUGCUUGGGUUACAAGGUCUGGCAAAACUGAACUGGCUGAGCCAAUUGCUGUACGUCCUACAAGUGAAACAGUUAUGUAUCCUGCCUAUGCAAAAUGGGUGCAGUCUCACCGAGAUCUUCCUAUCAAGCUUAAUCAGUGGUGUAAUGUAGUGCGUUGGGAGUUCAAACAUCCCCAACCCUUCCUCCGCACUCGUGAAUUCCUUUGGCAGGAAGGACACACUGCAUUUGCCACUUACGAAGAAGCAGCAGAAGAGGUAUUACAGAUUCUUGAUCUGUAUGCUAGAGUAUAUGAAGAAUUCUUAGCAAUACCUGUUGUGAAAGGAAGAAAAACUGAAAAAGAGAAAUUUGCAGGCGGUGACUAUACAACAACAGUGGAGGCAUAUAUAUCUGUUAGUGGAAGAGCUAUCCAGGGAGCAACAUCCCAUCAUCUUGGGCAGAAUUUUUCUAAGAUGUUUGAGAUUGCGUUUGAGGAUCCUAAGAAGCCAGGCGAGAAACAGUUUGCUUAUCAAAACUCUUGGGGCAUUACAACUCGGACCAUUGGUGUAAUGACCAUGAUUCAUGGAGAUAACAUGGGGCUGGUACUGCCACCUCGGGUAGCUUGUGUUCAGGUUAUAAUUAUUCCUUGUGGCAUCACAAAUUCACUUUCUGAGGAAGACAAAGAUGCCCUGCUGAAGAAAUGCAAUGACUACCUUAAGAGGCUGCUCAGUGUUAAUAUUCGUGUCCGUGCUGACUUAAGAGACAAUUAUUCACCUGGUUGGAAGUUCAAUCACUGGGAGUUAAAGGGUGUUCCAAUUAGGUUGGAAGUGGGACCACGAGAUAUGAAGAACUAUCAGUUUGUUGCUGUCAGAAGAGACACAGGACAGAAGUUGACAUUGGCUGAAGAUGAGGCAGAGGAUAAACUCGGCCAGAUUUUGGAGGAGAUCCAUGCUAACCUCUACAACAGAGCAUCUGAAGACCUGAAAAAUCACAUGGUGGUGUCUAACGAUAUGGAUGACUUUCAGAAAGAACUUGAUUCUGGAAAGAUUGUGCAGAUUCCCUUUUGUGGGGAGAUUGAAUGUGAGGACUGGAUCAAGAAAACUACUGCCAGGGAUCAAGAUCUUGAGCCUGGUGCUCCAUCCAUGGGAGCAAAAAGUCUCUGCAUCCCCUUCAAACCUCUCUGUGAGCUGCAGGCUGGAACAAAAUGUGUAUGUGGCAAGAACCCUGCCAAGUUCUACACUCUGUUUGGCCGUAGUUACUAAACUGCUAGUGAAAGCACCUUAUCCCUUAUCUCGGAAUUCAACUUUUUUUAAUAAGACUGAAGUAUCCCCAGAACUUAUCAGUUUUGUGACUUUUUAAAGAAUUCGAAAAACAAAGCCAUAAACUAUAAUAAAUAAAUAAAUAAAAUAAAUCCCCCAGUCAUCAGUCCUAGACUAGCAGUACUGCACAGACUUUUCUGUAAACAUCUCUAAUAAUAAAUAUGUAUUGUGAGCUAUAA